This is a messenger RNA of Mya arenaria, 3343 nucleotides long. Its product is annotated as substance-K receptor-like. Gene Ontology annotation, molecular function: G protein-coupled receptor activity; peptide binding. The record is from RefSeq and is a predicted model, not a curated record. Lineage: Eukaryota; Metazoa; Mollusca; Bivalvia; Myida; Myidae. Gene Ontology annotation, biological process: G protein-coupled receptor signaling pathway. Gene Ontology annotation, cellular component: membrane. The transcript has 3 exons. The coding region runs from base 1702 to 2709 and encodes 335 amino acids.
AAUAAAUAAAUGAAAUUGAAAAUCCUUAUGGGGUAUUUUUGUAUACGUUAUUUUUAUUGGUUAUCCAGAAAGUCGAGAGAGCCUGUAUUAAAGGAAGCUAGGUUCCAUUCUCAUUUCUUUUGAAGAUAAAGACCAUAUUUUUUAUCUAGAAUCCCUGCUGUUCUAUUGCAAAGUUAUUCUUGUAUUUUCAAAGGUCUUGUACAAACAGAUAUGACAUGUUAAACAAACAUGUGGUUUUUAUUAUUCUUCCUAUGUUUAUCCUGAAAUUUAAAAUGGUCAGUCUCUAGAAAAGUCAAUUAAUUGUCUGAAAACAUGCAUUUCGAUUUUGUUGCAAAGGAUUUUAUGAUGCAUAUUAUAAAUAGCGUGGGAAGAGUAAAAAUCGACUUUAUUAGAAAGUUUGUUGAAUUUCCCCUGUUGACAGAAGCGAAAUUGAUGUGAUCAAUCUGUUUGAUAGGGAUAUUAUGUGAGAAUAUAUAAACCUAUUGAUCAAUUUUGAAGUGUGGCUGAAUACAUUGACAUGAUUUUCAAAGGCUGUUAUUGAAAUUCUGAGAGCGCUUUUGUUUAAACAGCUUUUUACCCGAAAUUGUUUUUACUGGUUACAGGAAAUUGUUCUAGGCGAUCAACAAGAUUCAAAGGGAGAUAAUUCAUCACUCAGUGGCUUUGCAGGGUUUGGAAAACACCCAUCGAGAAAAUAAAAAAUAAAAGCACUGAAUGUUCAAACACAACUGAAGUGAAUUGAAUGGCAAUUUUUGUUCAAAGGGAAGUAACUACUCUGGCAGUGGCAGUGUAUUAAACAAAAGGAGGUGACUGCAUUAAAAGAAAUUAAUCAAAGGAGCCAGCCCUGUCAGCAUUGAGGGAAUCCAGAAGUGACAACUGAAUCUAAUCCCUGAGCACCAUAAAAAAGCAGAAGACCACAGUAUUAAAAAGACAAAAGAAACCAUAAAGGUUACAAAUUCUCCUAUGGUUCAACAUUCCUGCUUGAAGCACAGUCUGAAAUAAGAUUCCACUUUCAUCCCUGAAUUACAAGAUUUUGCUGAGGAGUUUUAUGUGUAAAAUAGACAGCAGUGUGAUAAUGAAAUUUCUCAAUAGAACAUAGAUGGAGGAUAUUAGAGACAUCAGUGGUCUGGAUAGUGCUAGAAGGUAAAUGUGAAAUUACUGGACAUUGAAUAAGAAUGAAGGCAAUACAAUCAUGAAAUGGUGAUUCACAUUUAAUUGUGUGGAUUAAAAAGAGGAAAUAAUGGAAAAUGAAACAAAUAUGAUGAAUUGAAAUGUUAGUGUUCUUUCCCUUUAAUGAAAAGGUCAUAUCACCAUGGGAACAAAUAUUAGCUUUGAAAUAGUGACUUGAAAGGUCACUGUCCUUGCCCUUUGAUUAAAAAAGGUUGUAUCACCAUGGGAACAAGUAUUAUUGCAGAAAUUGUGAGUUGAUAGGUCAGUGUCCUUGCCCUUUGAUAAAAAGGUCUUAUCACCUUGGGAACAAGUAAAAGUUUUGAAAUUGUGAUUUAAAAUAUCACUGUCCUUGCCCUUUGAUUAAAAGGUCGUAUCACCAUGGGAACAAGUAUUAUUGUAGAAAUUGUGAAAUGAAAGGUCGAUGUCUUUGCCAUUUGAUGAAAAGGUCGUAUCGCCAUGGGAACAACUAUUAAUGUAGAAAUUGUAAAUUGAAAGGUCAGUGUCCUUGCCCUUUGAUGAAAAGGUUGUAUCACCAUGGGAACAAGUAUUAUUGUAGAAAUUGUGUUUUUGGUGUUUAUGAUUAUAUUGACAUUGACUACAAAUGUCAUAACAUUGUUGGUGAUUGCUUGUACAGAUUAUUUACGAAAUAUUAACAAAGUGUAUCUUUAUUCCGUAACAAUAUCAGACUUAUGUAUUGGCGUAUUUAUUUUUCCAUUUGCACUAUACAGUGCUGUUAUAAACUUGUACGGAACACCAGAAAUUGACCCAAAGCUAUGUCACAUUCAGGCAUACUUGACUGUCGUCUUAUUCUUAUCGGGAUUAUACGCAAUUGCUUGGAUGAAUGUAGAUCAUUACGUGGCUGUGCGGAAACCGGAACGUUACAAGGUCAUGAUGUCACCACCAAGGUCGUUGUGUUGGAUAGCUUUUGCUUGGAUCGCUGCUAUCAGCUUUUGUUGCCCUCCCGUUCUGAGUUACAGUGAAAUCGACCAAUAUUACACUGAAGUUUAUUUAUGUGCUGUGAAUUUUGGUUCUGAAAUACCAUAUUUCAUUUCUGCCGCUAUUCUUGCCCUUUUGCCUGCAUUCCUAGUGCUUAUUAUAACAAACGUGUAUUUAUUCACGCAUGGAUUCAGAAAAAAGCAAAAGAUGUAUGAAGCUGUGUUAUUAGACGUGAGUUCGAGACCAAGGAACUACCAGAUUAAUUUCAUAGUGUCAUCAAUUUAUGCGGGAACUUGGCUGCCAUGGUGUAUUACACGCAUUAUCAGCUAUUAUGUAAUAAUUCCAGAUUUAAUACAUUUCCUCACAUUUUGGGCUGCCAUGGGUAAUGGAUUUUAUAAAUUUUUCGUAUACAUUACCAUGAGUCUGGAAUACCGUAGAGGAUUACAGGAACUCGUUCGCAUGUGUUGUAAAGUUCGUCGUUGCUGCUGUUGUAAACCAGAAAAUCGUAAUCCUCGUCAAAUAACUGCUCCCGCUAAUCCCACAUUAGCGGCAACAAGAAUUCUUACGAAACCUUCAACCAGUGGACCACCUCCUGCUAAUGUGUAGUUUCGAUGUGAUUAUGAAUUACCAAAAAGAAACAUGUUUGAUUGUUGCUUAAAAUCAAAAUAUUGAAGGGUAAAAACUUGUGUCUGAUCUAGUAUGUUAUAAACUGUUUUUCAUGUUAACUUGUAUACCAUUUUUCUGUACAAAAUUACAUUUGUUAUGUAAAAUUUACAUUAAUUUAAAGGAUAUGGAAAGAACAGUAAAGUUAUUGGCUUGAAAUUAUACUCAGAAUUUGUGACUACUGUAAAUGUCGUAUUAAAUGUACAGGGCGCAUGUCUUAUUUUCCCCAUUCAGCAACAUUUUAAAAUCUGCCAAAUUCGAGUCACAAACACGAAAUAACGAUCAGUAUCCGUAGCUAUAAACAAACACUGGUGUGUAAUUCAAUAACUUGAGGCAAUUUUAUUGUGACUGUCAUUGUGUACAAUAAGGCAUGGUGAUUCUGUAUAAGCAUGCAUGACAUCAGCAGGUGCUUUAAAAUGGCGGUGGUAGGAAUGCUUUCUAUUGAAAAAUAUUGCAUUUUUUGCAGUGUUGGGAUACAUGAAUGAAAAAUAGAUCCACAAAAAUACUCAUGGCGCGUCUAUUAGGGCAUACACGUUUAAAAGGGCAAUUACGGUACAUGAAUGAUUAUAAGCAUUUC